Messenger RNA from Ilex paraguariensis (yerba mate), 249 nucleotides. The record is from the annotation of a GenBank genome assembly. NCBI's taxonomy places the organism in Eukaryota, Viridiplantae, Streptophyta, Magnoliopsida, Aquifoliales, Aquifoliaceae.
GCCAAAGAAAAAGGGAGAGAUGUAGUAAUGGGUUGUAAAGGAAAAGGGAAUGAUUAUAAGACGCAUUGUGAUAAAGGAAUAGGGGCCUACUCUUCUGGGUUUGUGGGUGGAGCGCAUUUUGAUGAGGAUAGGCCUCUAAAGGUUGGGUCGUUCCUUGCAAAAGAUCCAUCAUCAUUUUGCAAGAAAAAGAGGCCUGUCCAAGUCAAAACUACUGCUAAACAAAACAGGCCUCUUCUAGGGCUUGUUUGA